AUGUCAGACAAGAGAGAUUUACCUACCAAGUAUGGCUAUGACAAUAGUUCUAAGCAUACCCCAGACUCUGAAACAGACGAUCAUAACAAAACAAAUCAAAGUCAACAAGUGAUCGACGAAAAGAAUUCCAAAGAAAACAUCGAGAUCCAAGUUUCUUCCGAUAACGAAUUAUCAUCUCUUGAAAGUGACCAAUUAGCAAAAAAUCCAUUUUUAGAUCCCAAGGUCGCCGAGUAUUAUGACACAAUGUAUCGAACCUCCAACUAUGAAAGCUACUCUGCAUUUGAUCCCUUUUUUGAGUGGGAUGAAAAAGAGGAGAAAAAACUAAUUGGCAAAUUGAAUUACCGUGUUGCUUUGACAGCUUGCUUUAUGUUUAUUGCCCUUCAAGUCGAUAGAGGUAACUUGAGUAACGCAACAAGCGACAACUUUUUGGACGACUUAGGUUUGACAACAAACGAUUACAACGCUGGCAACACUAUUUUCAGAGUUGCAUUCUUGUUGGCAGAAAUCCCUUCCCAGUUGAUCUCAAAGGCUUUAGGUCCAGACAUUUUCAUUCCCAUUCAGAUUUGUGCUUGGAGUAUCGUUGCCAUGUGCCAAGCUGCCUUGUCAGGCAAAGCAUCAUUUUUUGUCACAAGGUUAUUGAUUGGGGCAAUAGAAGGAGGUUUCAUCGCAGACUUGGUGUUAUGGUUGAGCUACUUUUUCACGGGGAAAGAGUUGCCAGUUAGAUUAUCCUGGUUUUGGACAACUUUGUCAUUGGUGGAUAUAUUCAAUUCUUUAGCAGCCUUCGGUAUUUUGAGAAUGAGGGGUCUUGCUGGCAUGGCGGGUUGGAGAUGGUUAUUUUUGCUUGAAGGUGCCUUUACGUUACUAAUUGGUAUAUUUUCCUUCUACUUGAUGGUCCCCUCAGCUGUGCAGACGAAAAAUUGGAUGCAUCCCAAGGGCUGGUUCACUGACCGUGAAGUGAAAAUUGUUGUCAACAGAAUAUUGAGAGAUGAUCCUACAAAGGGAUCCAUGCACAACAGACAAGGAUUGACCAUCAAACAGAUCAUCAAGAGUUUCCGUGACGUCGACAUCUUCCCGCUUAUGGCAAUUGGACUAAUUAACUUCAUUGGAUCUUCUACGUUUGGGUCUUAUUUCGCUCUAUUGAACCGUCAAAUGGGGUUUUCCACUUUUGACACAAACUUGUUGAUGAUUCCACCUAAGGUGUUGCAUAUUGGCUUUUUGCUAUUAAUUACCUGGCUCUCAGAAUUUAUCAACGAAAGAUCCGGUGUCUGUCUUAUAGCUCCGAUUUAUUCGGCCACAAUAAUGGCUGUAAUUAGAUGGUGGCCCGGAUCAGGCAAGCAAGUGUGGCCUACCUACGUUCUCAACACUUUAUAUUCUGGGCAGCCAUAUAUUCAUGCUAUUUUAGUUGCAUGGGUCUCAAGAAAUUCCAAUGGAGUAAGAACAAGAUCGAUUAGUUCUGCUUUGUACAACAUGUCGGUUCAGUUGAGUAGCAUCAUUGGCCAAAAUGUAUACCGGAAAGAUGAUUUGCCAUUGUAUAAAAGAGGAAACAUGCAGUUGUUCUUUGUUGAAAUGGCCACGAUACCUAUAAUAAUGUUGACUAAAGCGUACUAUGUGUUCAAGAACAAACGAAGAGAUAAGAUAUGGAAUGCAAUGUCUGAGGAGGAAAAGGAUGACUAUCGUAAGAAUAGCAAAGUUGAGGGUGCUAGAAGAUUGGAUUUUCGAUUUGCUCAUUAG
Molecule: messenger RNA, 1731 nt
Organism: Candida albicans SC5314
Lineage: Eukaryota; Fungi; Ascomycota; Pichiomycetes; Serinales; Debaryomycetaceae
Exons: 1
Coding region: 1-1731 (576 amino acids)
Biological process (GO): transmembrane transport
Cellular component (GO): membrane
Molecular function (GO): transmembrane transporter activity
Source: RefSeq, a predicted model, not a curated record